Messenger RNA from Micropterus salmoides (largemouth bass), 1875 nucleotides. RefSeq names its product T-cell immunoglobulin and mucin domain-containing protein 4-like. Bases 703 to 1386 code for a protein of 227 amino acids. The record is from RefSeq and is a predicted model, not a curated record. Lineage: Eukaryota; Metazoa; Chordata; Actinopteri; Centrarchiformes; Centrarchidae. The transcript is spliced from 4 exons.
UCUACUGUAUAUAAAACACUGUCUCCUCCAGGGCCAGCAGAGAGAAAUGUCUUGAAAACAAUCAAUCACAUCCAAUUGACCACAGCAAUCUUCAGUGUACUUCCACCACUAUCAUUACUGCUACUCCAGUUACCACUAUUACUGCUGAAUAUAAGAGGAAACUUUAAUGAUUCCUGAGGGAAAUUGGGGAUUUCAAUCAAACAUGUGCAAAACCCAAGAGUGACAUCAUUGAUUUAGCUCAUUUUUAGGGACCACACAAGCUAUAAGACAAAAGAAGGUUUCUCAAGUGACAAAAACUGCUUUUAUCAGUAUAUGACAAUUACUCAGUCAUGUUGUGUCAUCUUCUGGCCCCUUUUACCUCCCUACACAGAAUAAAUGCAGUAUUGUGUGUUGUAUGUUACAUUUAUAUUUCACAUAGUCAAAUAUUUUUGCUUAUCUUCUUGAGCUGGUGAGAGCUGAUAUUUAUAUGGACAAUGAUGAACUCAUUUGUGGUUUACAACAGCAGAUAAGACAGCUCAUUUUAACAGUAAGCAUAUUAUGAGGAUUCAAGUCCAAACAUAGACAAGACUAGUAUUGAUUUCCUUCCUGAUUUUCAAAAAAGGGAAGUUAAACAUUCAGUGAAUGAUACUGUCCUGCAGUGUGUGUGGGGGGAGAAAUUCAUCUUAUCCUCAUUUCAGGACAGUUAUACAAUAGCCUACACACAUGCGUGGUCUUUGUUAUUUUUUCCUCUCAAUCCUGACCCAAGUGUCUUCCAGCACCUUGAAAGUCAUUGGGCACAAUGUCACUUUGCCCUGCAAGUAUGACACCCAAUCUCAGAGUGUCUUGAGUUUCUGUUGGGGACAAGAGACGGUGCCCAUGUCCAAAUGCUCCAACACCAUCCUCUCCUCCGAGGAUGGGGCUGUACAAUUCAGGCAGUCCCCCAGGUACCAGCUGCUGGGCAGGGGGACAGACGGAGACAUGUCCUUGACCAUCCUGAACGCUCAGUGGAGUGGUGCUGGUGUGUACGGCUGCAGGGUUGAGAUCCCUGGGUGGUUCAAUGACUAUAAGGUCAACACAUACCUUGUCAUGGAGGAAGGUAAUGCUCAUGAAAAUCAUCCAGGGGGGAUCAUGAACUUACUCCAUCUUAAGGUAUUUUGUUUAUUCCAGCUCCCGUGGAACAACAUGUUACCGAUGCUUGGACACUUACUACUGGUGGGACACAAGGAAGAAUUCAAAGCCUUCCUGGAAGUGGGGAACAUUGGCAGGAUAGUAGCUAUUUUCUUCCUCACCAUCAUCAUAAUCCUCGUCUUAUUUAUGCAGAGAGGAUUUCUGCCGAGGAAGACACUUCAACAUCUCAACACCUCAGCUGCUGAGAACAUUUAUGAAAGCGUCCCGAUGCCUGAGUGAUGGUCAACGUUGCGAGAACAAAGGAGUUUGCAGAUUUCUAUAGGCAACUGCUUGCUGAACUUGUCAUGUGUUGACUCUAUUCACCUUUAGAACGCUUGUCUAUUGUUUAGUAGAAAAUGACCUAUGUCCCUAGUUAAUCAGAUUACAGCAUUGAAAAAAAGUUUCAUACACCCUGCAGAUUAAUUGAUUGGCUUUUAUUUUCUCCCAGUCUGUUUUUCAUGGAAAAACUGAUGUCACAGACCUUAAAAGCUUGCGGAUGGUUCAGACUUGUGGACACAAUGCCACCUACUGGAUUUAAUACAUUAUUACUGGACUUCUAAUUCAAAGUAGAGAAUAGGUUUGGUUGGUUAACAGUUUGGCUGGGCAAGCUGAGAUAGAAAUGGAGGACAGUGUGGGAGAAAUGUCAAUUCAUACUGGGGUCAAGUCAAUUUUAUUUAUAUAGCACAAUAUGACAAAUCACAGUUUGCCUCAAGGGACUUUACCUGACUA